Rotaria sp. Silwood2 is the source of this 1047-nucleotide messenger RNA. Lineage: Eukaryota; Metazoa; Rotifera; Eurotatoria; Philodinida; Philodinidae. The record is from the annotation of a GenBank genome assembly.
AUGCCAAGUCAUCCAUUGUAUUUACUCAGUACUAUACUUAAAGCACGUUUAUACACCAUAUUCGCUGAAUUUCUUCGAAAGCAAUACUUUCUAUGCAAUGCUUUACGUAUUAUAGGAAGAGAAAAAGCUACCACAGCAACUACAACUACGGGUACCACAUCAACUUCAGCAACGGACACCACGACUACCACAGCAACAACAACCACUACUACUACGGAAACAACAGCUACCACUACCACGGAAACGACAACUACCACUACCACGGAAACGACAGCUACCACUACCACGGCGACAACAACUACUACGACCACGCAAACGACAACAACCACUACGACAGAAACGACAACAACCACUACGACAGAAACGACAACAACCACCACGACAGAAACGACAACUACUACUACCACAGAAACGACAACUACCACAACCACGGAAACAACAACAACAGCGACAACUACGACUACCACGACCGCUACAACUACAACUAGCACAACAGCGACGACUACGACUACCACGACCGCUACAACUACAACUAGCACAACAGCGACGACUACGACUACCACGACCGCUACAACUACAACUAGCACGACAGCGACAACUACGACUACCACGACCGCCACAACUACAACUAGCACGACAAGUAAAACUACGACUACCACAACGAGAACUACGACCACUAGCGUCACAACAACUACAACAUCAGCCCCAUGUCUUACUGGAUAUGUUCGAGCACCAUCUGGCUCAUGUGUCAAUCUUCUGAUCGAUUUCAAUAACUGUGGUUCAAUUGGUCAUGUAUGUGCUUCAACAUAUACAAGCUGUUCAAAUGGUGCUUGUAGUGGUGCACCUGCUGUGCAACUUACAGGUGCUGUCACUAUAUCCGGUUGGGGUGGUACAGUUAACGUUGAUGAUGCAUAUGUAACUCUCAGUCUACCUUUCAGCAUAUCGCUAUACGGUUAUGUUACAUCGAGUGCAUCUGUUCAGAGUAAUGGAGUAAGUGCUCUUGUGAUUGAUCUUUUCAAAGCAUUUCCAUUUAUGGUCAUGCAAUAA